Molecule: messenger RNA, 4714 nt
Organism: Phalacrocorax carbo (great cormorant)
Lineage: Eukaryota; Metazoa; Chordata; Aves; Suliformes; Phalacrocoracidae
Source: RefSeq, a predicted model, not a curated record
UCCCCCCACAGCCCACUCUGCCCCCCCAGAGGAGGAACACGGCCCCCGCGCGCCGCAGCGAGCACCUGGGCUCCACCAAGUCCCUCAACAGCACCCGCCAGUGCAACACCCUGCCCAGGAGCCUCAGCCUGGAGCAGGUGAUGGAGCAGCGCUUCGACUUCGACCUGACGUACGUGACCGAGCGCAUCCUCUGCCUGCGCUUCCCCGGCGCGCUGGAGGAGGCGCGGCUCCGCGGGCACCUGCGGCAGGUGGCCCUGCUGCUGCGGCACCGGCACCGGCAGCGCUACGCGAUCUUCAACCUGUCGGAGAAGCGCCGGGACAUCGCCCGCCUCAACCCCAAGGUGCAGGAUUUCGGGUGGCCGGACCUGCACGCCCCCCCCCUGGACAAGCUCUGCUCCAUCUGCAAGGCCAUGGAGGGGUGGCUGCGGGCGCACCCCCAGAACGUCGUCGUGCUGCACUGCAAGGGCAGUAAGGGCAAGGCGGGCGUCAUCGUGGCAGCCUACAUGCACUACAGCAAGGUGUCGGCCAGCGCCGACCAGGCCCUGGGGACCCUCACCAUGAGGAAGUUCUGCGAGGAGAAGGUGGCGGCCGCGCUGCAGCCCUCCCAGAGGAGGUACAUCGAGUGCUUCAGCGGGCUGCUGUCGGGCGCCAUCCGGAUGAACAGCAGCCCCCUCUUCCUGCACCACGUCCUGCUGCCCGCCCUGCCCGCCUUCGAGCCCGGCGCCGGCUUCCAGCCCUUCCUGAAGAUCUACCAGUCCAUGCAGCUCGUCUACACCUCUGGGGUCUACAGCACCUCGGGGCCCGGCCCCCAGAGCCUCUGCGUCACCCUGGAGCCCGCCCUGCUGCUCAAGGGGGACGUGAUGGUGAAGUGCUACCACCGGCAGCGGCGCGGGCCGGGGCGCGAGGCCGUGUUCCGCGUGCAAUUCCACACGUGCGCCGUGCACGGCCCCCAGCUCGCCUUCGCCAAGGAGCAGCUGGACGAGGCCUGGCAAGACGAGCGCUUCCCCUACGACGCCACCGUGGAGUUCGUGUUCUCCUCCGGCCCCGAGAAGAUCAAAGGCUGGGACCCCCUCCGCAGCCACCCCGCCGUCUCGGUGGACUAUAGCGUGGGGGACCCCGCCGUGCGCUGGGACUCCUACGAGGGCUUCAACCUGCACCACGAGGACAGCCUGGAGGAGCUCUCGCACACGCGGGGGCCGCUGGACGGCAGCCCCUACGCCCAGGUGCAGAAGAAGCGGGCGCCCAGCCCCUGGACCCCCGGGGGGGGCCCCUGGACCCCCGGGGGGGCCCCCGAUUCCCCGGUGUCCCCCGACGCCCCCGACGGCGGCGCCCCCCGCGCCGAGCCCCCCCCCGGCCGCCCGCCGCCCCCCACCGCCGCUGAGCGCCAGGAGCUGGAGCGGCUGCUGGGGGGCUUCGGGGUGCGGGGGGCGCCCCCCGGGGAGCGGGAGACCCCCAUCCUGGAGGACGAGCACCCCGAGGCCGUGCCCUACGGCACCCCGACAUCCCAGGGCACCCCGACACCCCACAGCACCCUGACAUCCCACGGGACCCCAAUGUGCCAUGGGCCCCCAGCAUCCCACGGGACCCCAGCACCCUACGGGACCACAACAUCCCAGGGGACCCCAAUAUCCUAUGGGACCCCGACAUCCCAUGGGUCCCCAGCACCCUACAGCACCCUGACAUCCCAUGGGACCCCAACAUCCCAGGGGACCCCAACAUCCCAUGAGUCCCCAGCACCCUAUGGGACCCUGACAUCCCAGGGGACCCCACCGUGCCACGGGACCCCAACAUCCCAUGGGACCCCAACAUCCCACGGGACCCCGGCACCCUAUGGGACCCCGACAUCCCACGGGACCCCAACAUCCCAUGGGUCCCCGACAUCCCACGGGACCCCAGCACCCUACGGGACCCCAACAUCCCAUGGGUCCCCAACAUCCCACGGGACUCCAGCACCCUACGGGACCCCAACAUCCCAUGGGUCCCCAACAUCCCACGGGACUCCAGCACCCUACGGGACCCCAACAUCCCAUGGGUCCCCAACAUCCCACGGGACCCCAGCACCCUAUGGGACCCCAACAUCCCAUGGGUCCCCGACAUCCCACGGGACCCCAGCACCCUACGGGACCCCACCAUCCCACGGGUCCCCGACAUCCCGCGGGACCCCACCAUCCCACGGGACCCCAGCACCCUAUGGGACCCCGACACCCUACAGCCCCCCAACGACACCCUACAGCCCCCCGGCACCCUACGGCACCCCGGCACCCUACAGCCUCCCGGCCCCGCCUUGCUCCUGCCGCCCCCGGCCCCCCGGCCCCGAGGGACCCCGUUACGGGGCCGAGGGGAGCCCGGAGCGGCGGGGGGGGCCCGGGGGGGGCGAGAAGCGGGGGCUGCACCGCUCGCUCUCCGAGGGGUUCCCCCGUUACGGCUACGGGCGCCAAGCGGGGGGCUACCUGCUGUUGGAGGAGCUGGCCCCCCUCUGCCCCUGCCACGACUGCCAGGGCUGGGGGGGCGAGGGCCCCCCCUCGCUGCCCACCCCCCCGCUUUAUGGGGGGCGCUUAGAGCGGGGGGGUGACAACUGGGGGGGCUCCCCUCGCCCUCCGGCCCCCGGCGAAGCCCCCGAGCCCCCCGCUUGCCCCCGCUGCGGCCGCCCCGGGUUGGGGUUAGGACGGGGCCCCCCCCGGCCCCCCCCGGCCCCCCGGGACCCCUACGGCAAGGUGGGCUACGACCCCCCCGGGCUGGAGGCCCGCGAGGGCUACGGCAUCCCCGGGCAGCCGGACCCCCAGGAGCCCGCCGAGCGGAGGAGCCCGGGCGAGGGGGGCCCCUGGCGCGGGACCCCCGAAGGCCCCAGCUCGCUGCGCCGGCCCCCCCGGGACCUGGGUGCCGGUGGGUGCCCCGACAGCCCGGACCCCCCCGGCGCCCUCCGCCGGGGCCCCGCCGAGCCCCCCCCGCCCAGCGCCGGCACCGCCGCGGGCCCGGCCAGCCCCCGCACCCCGCAGCCCCCCUCGCCCAGCAGCAGCACCCAUGGGUGCCCUGGGGAGGUGCCGGGCUCCCCGACCCCCGCCUUCCCCCCACCCACGGCGUACUACGAGCCCCCCCCGCCGCAGCCCCCCCUGCCCGAGAAGCGGCACCCAUCAGCACCGGGGGGUCCCCGAGGUCGAGCAUCCCCCCCUCAGCACGUCUCCUUCGCCCCCGAGCGCAGCCUGGGGGGCACCCAUGGGUGCCAGGGCCCCCCCGAGGCGGAGGCACCCGCCGGCGUCACCUUCGUGCAGGACACGUCCAAGUUUUGGUACAAACCCGGCCUCUCGCGGGACCAAGCCGUCGCCCUGCUCAAGGGGAAGGCGCCGGGGUCCUUCCUCGUCCGCCACAGCAGCUCCUUCCAGGGCGCCUACGGGCUGGCGCUGAAGGUGGCCGCGCCGCCCCCCCGCCGCCUGCCCCCCGCCAAGGGGGACCCCCAGGAGCAGCUGGUCCGACAUUUCCUCAUCGAGACGGGACCCCGGGGCGUCAAGAUCAAGGGGUGCCAGGACGAGCCCCACUUCGGGAGCCUGCCGGCGCUGGUGCUGCAGCACUCCAUCACCCCCAUCUCCCUGCCCUGCGCCCUCCGCAUCCCCAGCAAAGACCUGCUGGAGGAGGGCCUGGAGCCGCCCGCGCCCCCCAACAUGAGCACGGCCGCUGACCUGCUGCGCCAGGGAGCUGCCUGCAGCGUGCUGUACCUGGGCUCGGUGGGCACCGAGUCGCUGACGGGGCCGCAGGCCGUGGCCAAGGGCGCGGGGGCGCUGCUGGGGGGCGCCCCCCCCCGCGCCCCCCCCUGCCCCGUCCACUUCAAGGUGUCGGCCCAGGGCAUCACCCUCACCGACAGCCAGCGCAAGCUCUUCUUCCGCCGUCACUACCCCGUCAGCAGCGUCACCUACUGCAGCACCGACCCCCAGGACCGCAGGUGGGCGAACCCAGACGGCACCACCUCGAAGAUCUUCGGCUUCGUGGCCAAGGCGGGGGGGGCGGGGGGCAACGCCUGCCACCUCUUCGCCGAGCUGGACCCCGAGCAGCCGGCCUCCGCCAUCGUCACCUUCGUCACCAAGGUCAUGCUGGGCACGCGCCGCAAGUGAGGGCCCCCCCGCGACCCCCCCCGCGACCCCCAACCCGCGGGGGGGGCAGGGACCUGCUGCGCGACCCCCCCCCGCGACCCCCAACCCGCGGGGGGGCAGGGACCUGCUGCGCGACCCCCCCCCGCGACCCCCAACCCGCGGGGGGGCAGGGACCUGCUGCGCGACCCCACCCGCGACCCCCAACCCGCGGGGGGGGCAGGGACCUGCUGCACCCCCCCCCCGCGACCCCCAACCCGCGGGGGGGCAGGGACCUGCUGCGCGACCCCACCCGCGACCCCCCACCCGCGGGGGGGCAGGGACCUGCUGCACCCCCCACCCGCGACCCCCAACCCGCGGGGGGGCAGGGACCUGCUGCGCGACCCCACCCCGCGACCCCCAACCCGCGGGGGGGCAGGGACCUGCUGCACCCCGUCCCUCCUCCCCAAAACUGGGGGGGGGGCAGCGGGUGCGACCCCCAGCGCCGCAGCUGGAGGAGAGAAGGGAACAUUUUGGGGGGGGGGGAGGGGGCACAACCCCCCCCUUUUUUGGGGUGCGGGGGGGGCACCAUAAAACAAAGUCUAUUUUUGUUUAAGAAAGGAUUUUUAUAGAUAUAUAUUCUAUAGGGGGGGCGC